UUUCCGGAAAUGCUAUUGUUUUUGUGUAUCCUUUUUGCGUUGGCUCUAACUAGCUACCAAGCUAACUGCCAUCUCUCAUUAUCUCUGUUAUUUAUAAUUAUUACAAUAGCCUCAUAUACAUUAACUGCUGCAUCUUAUCUCUCGAAAUUAUAUUAACAUGUAUUACUAGGACAGUCACGGAGUCAGACAACAACUUCCAAUAGUAUCUAGAUUUGCUAGCCUGUUAACAGACAGAAGGGUUUUAGUUUCUAGUAUAUUUGCUGCAAACGUUAGCUUCCUAUCAUUUUUUUAGACUCGAUCGCAUGACUGAUUCGCCUGUACAAAAGUAACUAAACGUUACGGAUUCGGAACUGUAUCUAGUUACACAUAGACAGUUUGCCAUGAUGUCCGAAACCACCGUAACCUUCCAGUCUCAGCUCUCCGGAGUCAUGGAGACGGUAUUCAAGGCUGCUAUGUACGAGAUCACAAGGCUGGUGGACGAUAGCUUCAUGAAGGAAGUGUCCCGGAGCCGGGAGCAGGUCGAGUCGCUGAAGAAGCGGCUGCAGUGGUCGGAGAACAGACGUAGGGAUAGGGACAAAGAGGGAGGCCGUAUCGGGAAGUGUGCGGACUGUGGAAGAGCUAACGACGAAGCCAAGGAGAGAAGCUCUGGAGCCUCACAGACAGGUGUGGAGAGGGGGCGUGGCCUGAAGCAGGAGAAGGUACUAGGGGAGGAGUGGAGCAGCUGUGGGGGCGUGGCCGAGGAAACAGCCUCGCAUGACCUGGAGGAGGCCGAUGCCAUCAGCCCAAGGAGAACCUCUGAGCCCGCAGACGUCGGAGAUCAGAAGCUGGACAGCCUGCUGAAAGAGGAGCCUCUCCACAACACUGAACUACAGGAGAGAUGGGGCGUCUGCCUGGACGGGGCCGACGGUUCAAACGUCUCGGGGCCCAGUAAGAGUUUCAGCGAGCAGGAGCUGCAGCAGUGCCAGGAUGACUGGGGGUCUGGUCUAGACCAGGAUGCUGAACCAUCGGGUCUCGAGGGAGACUCAGUGGACCCCACCGACCCUCUCUACCGCCCCCGCUACAGCAUGGAGGAACUGGGGGUCGGCUUUGAGAAGUCUGGUUACGGCAGUAGUGGUAGUGGCGACCAUCUUCUAGACAUGGAAGGGCUGGAUAGGCUUCCUGGUUCUCCGUCUCGUCUGGGAGCGCUGAGCUACGGAGCUGCAGGUCACUACCAGGUGAACCUGGGGGGAUCUGAGGGGAGACCAUCACCAUCGCUCCCACACACCUGGCCCCCAUCGGAGCCAGAGGGAGCAGGUGGGGUCGCCAAUGCCAUCCCCCACCCAGAGGUGGGAAACCUGAACUGCCUAUUGAUAAACGAGGAGGGGUACCUGCAGGACUCCAGUGUCUUGUACCCUGAACACGGUGUCCCAGAGUCAGGUAGUAGAGCCGGCCACAGGGGGCUAACCGCCAUCCACUCUGGAAGCUCAGCCCACAACAACACAGAGAGCCGGUAUGAUGCUGCUGACGACUUUGGACACUCUUUAAACCUCAGAGAUCGUUCACAAGAGCAGGUAACAGGAGGAGGGGGGAGGCAUCAUGCCUGCAAUCAAUGUUCAAUGACCUUCCCAGAUUCUGGUUCCCUCAAGGCCCACAAGCAGAAACACAAAACUGGGAGAUGGUCGAAUUCAGGGCCAGGGACUCCAUACUCCCGCACUCAGUGCGGUAAGACCUUCACCCAGGCCUGCAACAUCAAGGUCCAAGCCGAGGGACGCCACCUCUGCAGCCAGUGUGGCAAGGGCUUCACCUCCUUCUCUGACCUGAAGAGGCACACAUGCAGCCAGACGGCAGACAAGCCCUACUGCUGCUCUCUCUGCGGGAACAAGUUCAGUCGGCUCUGGAACCUCAAGCUGCACCGACGCAUUCACACACAGGAGAAACCCCACCGCUGCACCAUGUGCGACAAGAGCUUCACAAGGGCUGACAUUUUGAAAGUCCACAAGCGCACCCACACCGGGGAGAGACCGUACUGCUGCGCUGUAUGUGGACUCCGCUUCAAACAACUGAACCAUCUGAAGUCACACCAGCACAAACACAGGCCGGAUCUCCUGAGCAGAGUGGUGGUCGAGAAAACUGUUUAAUUUGACAUUGAGAACAAUUGUUGGGUUGAUCAAUUGCUUUUUAAUAAGGACAUUGAAAAUAUUAACUGUUGGAAAUCUGUGUUAAAUAAGAAUGUAUGCCUUAAAUGAUAGACUAUGAAUUGUCUGUCAUAAUGACCAUGUCAACCUAACAAACAUUUGAAUAUAGGGCAUUCAUGUGCUUAUGGGAUGGUGUAAGUCUGCCAUGAUUGUGUUCAAGUGCUUUUGAUGUCAGACCAAUAAAAAGCUUGCUUACCAUUG
Messenger RNA from Oncorhynchus masou masou (cherry salmon), 2375 nucleotides. Its product is annotated as zinc finger protein 135-like. Bases 381 to 2117 code for a protein of 578 amino acids. NCBI's taxonomy places the organism in Eukaryota, Metazoa, Chordata, Actinopteri, Salmoniformes, Salmonidae. Gene Ontology annotation, biological process: regulation of transcription by RNA polymerase II. Gene Ontology annotation, molecular function: RNA polymerase II cis-regulatory region sequence-specific DNA binding; DNA-binding transcription factor activity, RNA polymerase II-specific. The transcript is spliced from 4 exons. The record is from RefSeq and is a predicted model, not a curated record.